ACCUGGGAUACACGAACCCUGCUCGUUUGAGCUCUAGGUUAUGUAUCAGGUAUCAGGUGGUAGAAGGCUCAGGAGAAGUUGUAAUGGAUUGUGAUGGAGACCCAUUACCCACAAGCACACAGAUAACAACGUUAACUGCCUCGCGUGUUUCAUCUACCACUGUGACACCCGUCGUAACCUCCAAGACGCCAUCCACAUUGUCAGGUACAACCACUACAGCUAUAACAUUACCCUCAUCAUCUUCAGCGCCGCCAAGACUCCUGACGCCGAUGACAAUACCAUUGCGUCCAACCACGACCCAGUCGCGUUCAAUCACUGCUCUCUCGCCUUUAACCACUUUACUGCCUCAUUCACAGACGACGCUCUUGCGUCCAACCACAACGCCUUCGGUAAGUGCGAUGUCAACAUUUAAGGUAUUUUCAACGGACAUUACGUCCACACAAGUAUUUGCCACGUCUUCUGGCAAAACAACCGAUUCCACCACUUUUAUUCCAAUAACCUCUGAAUCCCUGACGUCUCCAGUGACGACAACAGUUGGAACAAUCACUGCCAGAUCUUCGAGUUCAAAUACUGACAGAACGGCAACAACAAGGACUUCAAGUACACCAGAAAUAAACGUUACCGUACCCAAUAUGACGCGGCACACUAAAGACGGACAGACAGCAGUUCAGACAACCGAACAAGGACCAACAACCAGCGAUCCAUUGUCUCACGACAUCAAAGUAACCUCUGAAUCCCUGACGUCUCCAGUGACGACAACAAUUGGAGCAAUCACUGCCAGAUCUUCGAGUUCAAAUACUGACAGAACGGCAACAACAAGGAGUUCGAGUACACCAGAAAUAAACGUUACCGUACCCAAUAUGACACGGCACACUAAAGACGGACAGACAGCAGUUCAGACAACCGAACAAGGACCAACAACCAGCGGUCCACUGUCUCACGACAUCAAAGUGACGACAACAGUUGGAGCAAUCACUGCCAGAUCUUCGAGUUCAAAUACUGACAGAACGGCAACAACAAGGAGUUCAAGUACACCAGAAAUAAACGUUACCGUACCCAAUACGACGCGGCACACUAAAGACGGACAGACAGCAGUUCAGACAACCGAACAAGGACCAACAACCAGCGGUCCACUGUCUCACGACAUCAAAGUUGGUAUAAUCGCGGGAUCUCUGCUGGGGGUUAUCUUCAUUGUUGCGGUGGUCGCCUUUCUGAUUUCACGAUGGAAGCAAAGACGUCGCUACGAGGAGGUCGUAAAACGCCAGUUGAAGUCCUAUGACGAGACGGCUGUGGAGAGUCUCGAGGUUUGUACACAUCCGGAUGUAAAUCGGGCGGAAUCCCAGACAUCGACGGAGUCCCCAACAUCAAAGGAAAGAUCCCAGCAACAGGAAGACAAAUAUGCAGUGUAAGAGGAAAAUCGGUGAGAACACAAAAACUGUUCUCAGGCAGUAGGUCCUGGAAUCAUCCUGCUGACCUUCUUGGAUCAUUCCUGGGACUUCCAAAAACUGUUGUAUACCUAGGUGUCAUACCAUAAUUUAACAUAAUUAACACCUGUGUUAUCAAGACUCAUGUGUUAUCAUAUGUACAACACCAAAACUAACUGUUCAUUGUUAAUGUGUAAAAACGGUAUACCGGAGAUUUUUUUUGAAAAUAAUUCAUGUUCGCUAAUCAAAUUAACAUUUCUCAAUUAACCAAGAACAGCUCAAAUAUUUGCCUUUCUGUAAAUAUCAGACUUCUAUCUGUAUUAUGCACAAAGAACUCGUGCAAGGCAGCUUCCAAUUGAGCAAGAUAAUGUACAGGUGGACCCCUGGCUUGCACACGUCGACCAUCUGGCCCAAUUCGAAGCUGUCUUGCACGAGGAAUGGCAGCGAUUUCCCCUUCAGAUUAUCAGGAGGAUGACAGGUAGUGAUGAGAAGGGUUCAGGCUGUCAUCCAAGCUCACGGCGGAUACACCCGAUGCUGACGUAAAAUGAUUUAAGAGAUAUCAAAUGACAUUUUUAUUGAGGAAUUUCAACCACUUCUUCAACACUACUCACUCCAGAACCAUACUUGUGCAGUCAUAUUUUCACACCAAAACGAGUGAUGACAGAAAUGCCUGUGUGCUACUAUUAAAACACACGAUUCACAACCAAUCACUUUGGUUCAUUGAUAAAAGAUAACUUUUUGGGCUAUCCUCAGCAAAAUAGCAAAAAUAUACCUGAAUCAGCGCUGAUCAAUUUUUACCAAAAAUCUCCAGUAUAUAGUCUCCUUAAACCUUUAGUUCAAAUUCUAUAUGCAAGUGAUCCUCUAAUUUUAAUACAACUAUUUCUGUAUCCCCACAAAUAUUACUAUAUCUGCACUAUUUAAUUAUCUCUUCAGAUGACAAAUUCAAAAAUUUUAGAAAAUGACACUGGACCGCUGUGGUUUGCAAAGCGCCAGGAAACAGGAUAAAAUUCAGUAUCAAACAAGCAGAGAUGGGGCAACUUAUAAAUAUUACAUUACAUGGCAGAACAAGCGAUUUGAUACUCGUGUGAGAGAGAAAAUAUAUUAAAACUUCAAAUAAAAAAGAAAAAUCACGUUAAAUAGUGAUGUGAAAAACAUUUUCUAUUCAAAAAAAAUUCAUACAACAAUGGACAAGUUUUCAACAAUUGUAAUUUUUACUUUUUCUAUUAACAAUGACCACAUUAGUUUGCAAUUGCAGAUACUUUUAAAACUAUUUACAAAGUAGCAAGCACUUAUUUAUGGACGGAGCUUCUGUAACAUC
Molecule: messenger RNA, 2742 nt
Organism: Liolophura sinensis
Lineage: Eukaryota; Metazoa; Mollusca; Polyplacophora; Chitonida; Chitonidae
Exons: 6
Coding region: 84-1409 (441 amino acids)
Source: RefSeq, a predicted model, not a curated record